Messenger RNA from Pseudoliparis swirei, 1712 nucleotides. It is a transcript of the gene crppa, whose product is annotated as CDP-L-ribitol pyrophosphorylase A. Lineage: Eukaryota; Metazoa; Chordata; Actinopteri; Perciformes; Liparidae. The transcript is spliced from 10 exons. Gene Ontology annotation, cellular component: cytosol. Gene Ontology annotation, molecular function: D-ribitol-5-phosphate cytidylyltransferase activity. Gene Ontology annotation, biological process: isoprenoid biosynthetic process; protein O-linked glycosylation via mannose. The record is from RefSeq and is a predicted model, not a curated record. Bases 53 to 1372 code for a protein of 439 amino acids.
GAAUUACCUGCCGUGACCCCCCCCCCCCCCACACACACACACCUGCCACUUGAUGGAGGUUAAUGACGCCAACGUGCGGAGCGACCGUCGCGAUCCGGACGGGCCCGCUCAUCCUCGGGGUUUCCUUCCCCGCGAGGCCGGGAAGAGCGUCCACCAGCCGGCGGAACGCAGCGUGGAUUUCCCGGUGUCCGUGGUUCUUCCUGCCGGCGGCACCGGAGAGAGAACCGGACUGCAGACACCGAAGCAGUUCUGCUCGUUUCUGGGUCGGCCGCUCAUAAGCUACACCAUCCAGGCUUUCGAGAGGGUGUCGUGGAUCCAGAGCGUCGUGGUCGUCGUGGCCGAAGACAACACGGACCUGAUGACGGACAUCGUCCAGCGUUUUCGGCACGGGAAGGUCCGAGUGGUGCCGGGCGGCUCGACUCGCCACAGGUCGAUAUGGAACGGAGUCCUGGCCCUGGGCGAGGGCGAGGGCGAGGGGGCGGUGGUCAUCAUCCACGACGCCGUGCGGCCUUUUGUGGACGAGGACCUUCUGUACGAGAUCGCCACGGCCGCCAAGGAGCACGGGGCAGCGGGAGCUAUCCGACCUCUGGUUUCCACGGUGAUAGCCUCCACGUCAGAGGGCUACCUGGAUCAUUCUCUGGAGCGAGCCAAGUACCGAGCCAGCGAGACGCCGCAGGGAUUCACUUAUGAUGUCAUCUACCGAGCCUAUCAGCAGUGCAGCGAGUCAGACUUUGAGUUUGGCACCGAGUGUCUCCAUCUGGCGCUGCAGUACUGUGGCACCAAUGCCAAGCUCGUCCAGGGGCCGCCAACGCUGUGGAAGGUGACCUACAAAUGGGAUUUAGCUGCUGCGGAGUCCAUCAUCAAAGACGCUCUGUCGCGGUCGGCCUGCGUCAUCACGGGCGGGUCGGCGCCCGCCGCCGCGCUGGCCGGAGCCCUCCGGGAGGCCGUCGGCGCCCUCGGCACGGAGCUGGAUGUCAUCCCAGAUCUGAUGGGAGACAACGCCAGGUGUCUGGUAAAGGAGAGGAACUUCAUCCUGGUUUCUGUCGGUCCUUCUCGACUACCUGAAGUGGAAGCGUUGCUGACGGAGCUGGAGGCAGCCAAUCGGGCUCUUCUCCACCCGCUGGUUGUCAUUUGGGUGCGUUUGAGCGACUCCGAUGAGCCGUCCGUCAGCGGGAGAGCGGCGGAGCCGGCGGCGAUCAUGGACCUGUCCUCGGCUGCUAAGCUCCGAAAUAUUCUCCUCUACGGCAUCCAGCUUCACCAGUCAAAGGACACAGGGCGUUGGGAGAGGUCGGUGUCGCGGGUCGCCGAGCUCACGUCGGCCCUGAUCCGGGACCGGAGCCCCGCCCUGGUGGGACAGCUUCUGCAGGCCUGAAGAGAAACGGCACCAGCAGGAAGAGAAGAAGAAAACAACUUCAUGUGUGCAGACUCUCAAGCUCCAUAUCCCACAAUGCAACAGUUUCCUGCCUGGCAAACACCUGCCUGUCUUUGAAAGCUUCAGAGUUAAAGCUCGUCUUCACUCCAUUCGAGCAUCAUUUGAAGGAGAUACAAGAUAUUUGGUGAAUAAAGUUGUUGUUUUUGGGUAAAUAUCUAUUGGAGAUAUCCACUCAAAGUAUUUAACAGAUGCUCCACCUGGAGCUGGAACACUAACGUGUAAUAUGAAUUUGCUUCUAUUUCUGUACCCCAUUAAAAAUAAAAAGCUUAUUUAAAAAAUA